AGCGGAUAGAACAUACGAUUCUCAUACUCUGGGUGCUGCACCUCGCUUGAUUACCCGAGAUUAGUUUGUCACAAGGGAGACUCUCGUCCAAGAUUUAUCGUGCUUGUUUAAUUCAACAAGGAAGACUCUUCUUGCUUGUCUGCAGGACACAACAGCAGCAGUUUCUCUUGAUAUCAAAUUGGCCUCGUCAUCGCUCGCAGUAUUAGUGACCUGUCGACAGUAUGAACCCUCACAAGCAAAACAAGGUGGAUCUCAAUUCUCUCAGUCCUGAUGAGCAACGUUUACUUCGACUUUACGGCAAAGUGCCUACCAAGAAGGACCUUCUCCAGAAUAAAUUAAAGGAACGGAAAUACUUCGACUCAGGCGACUAUGCGCUAAGCAAGGCCGGAAAGGCAUCUGAUGUUGGAGUGACCAGCAUUGGAUCUCGCCAUCCUGUUCCCGAAAACAUCCCUCAUCUGACGGCAACCUCCCCUGGCGCCCAGAACCCAGGAAACAAUGGCAACGGUGCUGGCACCCCAGCAACCCAGGCCCAUCCAAUUCCAGGUACUAUCAGUGGCCAUCCAGGAUCCACCAACUUCCAAAGCCGUAGCCCCGUGAAAGAAGCGAGCUUUUUGCAACGCGGUACCAACGCCGAGGACUCUGAGAAAACAGACGAAGACCAGAAGAAAGAUGAGGAUCCUAGCGUCAGCCCUCCUGUAGUAAAAGAAGGCGUGCCCAUUCGACAAUAAAUGCCCGAAAAAAGAAGGGUUUUGGGGAGGG
This is a messenger RNA of Talaromyces proteolyticus, 759 nucleotides long. Its product is annotated as camp-regulated phosphoprotein/endosulfine conserved region-domain-containing protein. The transcript is spliced from 3 exons. Gene Ontology annotation, cellular component: cytoplasm. NCBI's taxonomy places the organism in Eukaryota, Fungi, Ascomycota, Eurotiomycetes, Eurotiales, Trichocomaceae. The coding region runs from base 222 to 728 and encodes 168 amino acids. The record is from RefSeq and is a predicted model, not a curated record. Gene Ontology annotation, molecular function: protein phosphatase inhibitor activity.